CCAGACUGAUCGACCGCGGCGUAUUUGCUGUAUACUGCGUAGCGGCGCAGAUGGCGCAACUGCGCCUGCGCUACCUACGCCGCUACGCAGUGCUACGCAGUACGUGGCAGUACAUACGUGGUGACGGUUGGUUAGGUAGGAUGGCGCAAGGUCGCUACGUGUUGCGGCGCAUUUCAACUCGUAUUUUCGUCGUCCCGUUCGAGUUUUGGAUGCAAGCGUUUCGAGAAUACUGUGGAGUGUCGAAAGUGAAGUGAAAUGUUGGGCGUUCGUGCAAACAUCCGUCGUAUCGAAUACGAUGCAUGGUGCGAAGUCGUAUUGCGUCAAUCGCGUUCAAUCUUGUUUCGUAUCAUCUCCGUUGCCUCGUAUCUUGAGUUUGCGACACGCGUGAGUACCGGGAAUGCCGAAAACGAAGGGUUACACGUUCGUGCUAAGUAUGAAUCAAGAUGAAUCAGCGUGAGGAGAAUCUUGGAUCUUUCGUGUCGCUCGGACUACAAUGAUCAGUCAGUCGAGACGUUACGAAGUCGCGUCGCGCGUUCAAUCGCAUCUUCUCCGUUGUCCCGUAUCCCAUAUCUCGAGUUUUCGACGGGCGUGAGUACCGACAGUGUCGAAAGCGAAGUAUCGUGCGUUCGUGCCAAAUGUGAAUCAAGACGCAUCGUCGUAAGGAGAAUCUUGGAUCUCGAAUGUUUGAGAGCUGCGAGACGGAGCUGAACAAAGCGACCAGCAGCGAACGAAUCGGAAAGGGAAUGCAGUAGCAGCAACAACCAUCAGGAAAUGCAUCGCUGACAGGAGUCGCUGUUGCAGUCGAUCUGAGGGAGAAUGAAACAUAACAGGCGGAAAAGAAUAUUGGCAGGGCGCUAUUUUGAACGUCUGCAAUCCCUUCCGUGGCAAUAGAUUAGCUGGACCAGACAGGACUAUAAGAGCUCCGAUGAACGAGUAACUGGAAUCAGUUCUCGACUCCUUCAAGCAAGGACAGCUUCUAUUCACUAAGCACUUAACUAACUGGCACGGUUAUCGAGUAUAAUAUAUUUUUACAGAUAUUCAAUAGCCACGGCUAAAAUUCAACGUUUCAACAUGAAGAUUCUGUUGAUAUUUUUGGCUUGCGUGACUCUCACGUACUGCGCCAAAACUAAAUCCAAGAAGCAGAUUCACGAUCAAGAAAUUGAUGGUUAUGAGUUUGCAGAGUACGCAAGUCACGAUGAACCUGCGUUGAUCGACUCGAAUACUCGUUAUGUUGAAGCUGCGCCGGUCAUAGCAGUCGCUGCGACUGGUCAUCGUCAGAGUCAUCUUCAGCCUGGUUACAGCGUGGGUGGACCGUUAGCCAAUAUAGCUACAGGAGCCGCUAAUCAGGCACGUACACAAUUGAAUCGGCAACCAGCGGCCGCUGGACAGGCAGCAUACGUAGCCAAAAACACUUUAGCUCAAGCGGCAGCGCAAUCCGCGGCGACAGCCGCUGCAGCCUUGGCUGGCAAGCAGAUUAUCGUGUUGGGCCUAGAACAGCAGUCGAGGGACGCGCAUCUUGCGGUGGCCAGUGAACAGCGACAAUUGCAACAGGCUACACGAGCGGCCACAGCCGCGAGAAAUUCAGCGCAACAGGCAAUGCACCAAGUGCAGGUGAUCACCACGGCAUUGAAUGCAGCGCAAGCAACUGCUCAACAUGCUUCUCAAGCGGCAUCCGAAGCCGCAGCUCAGCAGGCAGCGCAAACGACGAUGGUAGGCCAAGCUAAAGUACGUGCCGAAACGAUCGACGAACAACUUGCGGCAGCACGCUUGGACUUCCAGACGACGCAAUCCGCAGCGCUGAAAGCCGCUGACGCUGCUCAAACCGCACAGAACAAUGCCGCAGCCGCGGCUGCGCAUGCGGCUGAUACUGCAGCUGCAGCUGCAGCGGCUGACCACCCAGCCUCUUUGCAUGAAGCUGAAGUCGAGUAUAGUCUAGUGAACGCCCUGCCUGUAGAAGCUUACGAAUUUAAGAGUUAUCACCUUUAAGAAAGGAGAGAAAGAGAGAGUGAAAUAGAAGGAAAACAGAAAGAAAGAGAAAGAGAGGAGACACAACAGCGCUCGUGCUUACUCCUUUUGCAAGGAGUAUACUUGCCCAUAUAGCGCGCAAUGGCCCUCAAGCCAUCUUUUUUCUUUUCUAUUAUGUGAGACUCAGCGAUUAUCCAUCACUGUGUUCAAGUGCUAGACUGCACAAUAAAAUAUUGUUGCCAUUCUGAA
Solenopsis invicta (red fire ant) is the source of this 2214-nucleotide messenger RNA. Its product is annotated as antifreeze protein Maxi. Bases 1072 to 1986 code for a protein of 304 amino acids. The transcript is spliced from 6 exons. Lineage: Eukaryota; Metazoa; Arthropoda; Insecta; Hymenoptera; Formicidae. The record is from RefSeq and is a predicted model, not a curated record.